Molecule: messenger RNA, 781 nt
Organism: Mycetomoellerius zeteki
Lineage: Eukaryota; Metazoa; Arthropoda; Insecta; Hymenoptera; Formicidae
Product: protein lethal(2)essential for life
Exons: 1
Coding region: 155-766 (203 amino acids)
Biological process (GO): response to heat; protein refolding
Cellular component (GO): cytoplasm; nucleus
Source: RefSeq, a predicted model, not a curated record
UGUUGACAAAAAGCAAACGCAAGUUUGACCGGUGCGAAUCGUUGCUAGAAAACGAAUCAGCUCGCUACCAAUUAACUCAACCUAGUUUCGUCAGCCAAUUUCGUUCGAGAUUUUCCGUGUCUCUUUGUCAAGUCUUUCUUGAGAUUAAGAAAGCAUGUCUCUGCCAUUGCUAUUCUCCAACUGGUGGGAGGACCUGGAAUAUCCACACCAGCUUUUCGACCAAAAUUUUGGCCUGGGCAUUCAUCCGGACCAAUUGACACACCCCAACAUCCUCGAGCGCUUCGCACUGCAACAACGAUCCCGUCUUGGUCUACGUCCAGGGCAAAUGGUGUAUUAUAAUCGACCAUGGGGCGAACUAUUACGCAGCAGAGAAGAAGGUGGCAUAUCGACCGUCAAGGCGAACAAGGACAAGUUCCAAGUGAUGCUGGACGUGCAACAGUUUAAGCCGGAAGAUAUCAAUAUCAAGGUCGUGGAUAAAUUCGUGAUAGUCGAGGCCAAACACGAGGAGAAGCAGGACGAGCACGGUUGGAUCUCACGGCAAUUUGUGCGCAAAUACAUGAUACCUGAACAGUGCGAUAUCGAUCAGGUGUCGUCGAGCUUGUCAUCAGAUGGCAUGCUGAGCAUUACCGCACCUAGGAAGGAUAAGCCGAAGUCGCAAAACGAACGGAAGAUCAAGAUCGAGUAUACUGGCAAGUCGGCGAUCCAGGAAAAAGCUCAGGAGAAGGCUCAGGAGACGACUCAGAAGAAGGUUCAUGAGAAGAAGUAAAAGUAGAGUCAAAGA